CAAUGUCUUGGACCCACUCUUAAUGUACCCCCUUCUUCCAAAAUCUUGGCCCAAAAGGGGACCAAAAAAAAAAAAAGGAGAAAAGAAAAACUUAUUAUACCCCAAUUUCUGUUUCAAAUUUUGGCGCUAGCUAGUAUAGUUCUCUCCGUGUGUGUGUGUGUGUAUAUAUAGUGGUGUAGGCGAGUGAGGUGUGAGUCCACACCAACACUUCCCCAAUCUCUACUUUCCUCUUAAGCCAUUUCCCACAAACUCAAAAUGAUGAGCAAGAACUGGACUAUGAUGGCGGUUUCUUCAUUCUUGGUUGCUUGCAUUGUGACGAAAAUGAUGGCCCAAGCAGAUAUUGUUCCAGGAAGUGCCUCUCAAUUUCGUAUUGCUCUCAGAUAUGGUUAUUAUGAUGAAAAAUGUGAGGAUCUUGAGAGCAUUGUGUGGAAAAAGAUGAAGAGUAUUGUCCACCUGCAACACAAUGCCCCUGCCCAACUCUUACGCCUUAUGUUCCAUGAUUGUUUCAUUGAGGGUUGUGAUGCAUCUAUUCUGCUAGCUGACAGUAAUCAGAAUGGGACUGUUGAACGUGAGGCUAUACCGAACAGGACGCUGAAAGGCUUCAAUUUCAUUGACACCAUAAAGGAUGAAAUUGAGGAGGCAUGCCCUGGGGUUGUCUCUUGUUCUGAUGUCCUUGUCCUUGCAACAAGAGAUGGCAUUGUUCUGGCUGGUGGACCAUAUUAUCCUGUGCUUACGGGCAGAAGGGACAGUAAGGAGUCAUUCUUUGAUAAGGCCAUGGCUGAAAUUCCACGACCAAAUGGGAAUAUCAGUGAAACUCUUAGGCUGUUUUCGCUCAGAGGAUUUGAUGAGAGAGAAACAGUGGCACUCCUUGGAGGACAUAACAUUGGGAGGAUUGGUUGUGAAUUCAUUCGGCCAAGGCUCAGUAAUUUCUUGGGCACAGGUUUACCUGAUCCAACAAUUCCUACUGACUUUCUUGAAGAGUUGAAGCAGAAGUGUCCACACGAUAACAACACCAUCAAUAAUAUGUUCCUCGAACAUACAGCUAGAGGUCUGAGUGAGUCUGCUAUGUCCUACUCCCAGGGACUGUCAGUGUCAGCAUUUUCCUCAAUUGCAGCUUCAUUUGAUAACCACUAUUACAAGACUUUGAUGAGAGGAAGAGGGCUGCUGUUUGCUGAUCAACAGUUGAUGGCUAAUGAAAAGACGGCUGCGGUGGUGGAGGAUUAUUCUUUUGACGACGGGACUAUAUUUAGGACAGAGUUUGCUCAUGCCAUGGCUAAGAUGUCAAAUAUUGGUGUUCUUACUGGAUCCAAAGGAGAUGUUCGGCACAGUUGCUCCCAUCUUAAUUCUGAUCAAUGAGAACUACUGAGACUUGUUUCAUUGACUUUUCCUAGUGUGGCCAGAUUUAGGGAAAACUGGGAUGGCAUAUAGUGAACUGUUUCUUUGAAUGCUAAUGAUCUAGUUACAAUUACUGACUUAACAAACUUUCUCAUGCUCAGCUUGCGUCUUUUGUAUGUACAACUAUGUGUGUCAAUAUGAUUUCCUGUUUUUGAUUGGCAUGAGCCAGACGGCAAUAGGGUGUGGCCGAAUGCGGAAUUCGGAAUUGCCUUAUGCCGCAUUAAGGUACGUACUAUUAUACUUGUAUC
This is a messenger RNA of Lycium ferocissimum, 1643 nucleotides long. RefSeq names its product putative Peroxidase 48. The record is from RefSeq and is a predicted model, not a curated record. Gene Ontology annotation, biological process: response to oxidative stress; hydrogen peroxide catabolic process. Gene Ontology annotation, molecular function: peroxidase activity; heme binding. Bases 256 to 1356 code for a protein of 366 amino acids. Gene Ontology annotation, cellular component: plant-type cell wall; plasmodesma. NCBI's taxonomy places the organism in Eukaryota, Viridiplantae, Streptophyta, Magnoliopsida, Solanales, Solanaceae. The transcript has 4 exons.